This is a messenger RNA of Salvelinus sp. IW2-2015, 2627 nucleotides long. The record is from RefSeq and is a predicted model, not a curated record. NCBI's taxonomy places the organism in Eukaryota, Metazoa, Chordata, Actinopteri, Salmoniformes, Salmonidae.
AUGUGUGUUCUAAGGCCAUUCCCCAGUUCUCUACGCUUCCUCAUCCAGCAACACCUGGAGCUUCUCCACACCCUGCAGGAGAGGGUCCUCAAGUGCCAGUGGCAGGGCAUCAUGGGAGAUGUAUUCAUGAGGCUCACCAGCAAAGAGAGUGAUUUCCUGGACUUCUACGUGUCGUAUCUUAAGGAGCUGCCUGAAUGUCUGUCUGUGGUCAGCAUGUUGACCACCACCUCACUAAAAGCAGCCGGCCUGUUUGAGGGUGACAUCAUGGGGGACGAGACACACCCCUCUCUCCACACUCUGCUCCUCCAGCCAGUACAGAGGAUCCCUGAGUACCUUCUGCUGCUGCAGACCCUGUUGAAGCAGACGGAUGCAGAGCACCCUGACUACUACCUGCUGCUGCUGUGCAUCCAGCAGUUCAGUGCCUUCACUGCCCAGUACGCCCACCUACUGCAGCACAACCAAGAGCUGCUCCUGCACAACCGCAAGGAGCUCAAGAGGUCAGCUUCUGAUCCAGGCUCAGAUUUGGUGUUUUGGUCAACUAUGAAGCAGUUCUUCAAAAACGUGGACUGUGGUAACAUUAUGCAAGCCAAUGAGAUGGGUUCUCCUUACCCCAGCAGCAAUGCAAUACUUCUCCCCCUCUCCCCUCACAGAGAGCAUGCCAACCAGGUGAAACGCAGCAAACAGAGGCUCCUGGAGCAGAUCCAGUCUAGACGCUUUCAGGACUGGGAUAGUGAGGCCCACCACUCCGACUCUGCCAUCCCGUUUUUCUCCCCUGACACCGACCCUCGCCUCAAACCCCCAUGCCUGCAGAGCAUCCCUGAGAUGGGGUCAUCAGAGCGGCUGCCCAGCAAACGGCUGCCCCCAGGCUCAGCCAUGGCCGAUACCCUGGGGGAGUUCCUUCUCCCUGGGGAUGCCCCGGGCUUGGAGGGUCUGUAUGAGGACACAAACUCAUCUCUUCACAACAUGUCCAUGUUUGACCAAUGCUCCAGUGCUUCCUCUGACUCUAGCAUCGACAUUGCCUUUGUGCGCUACCCCAAGAGCCACCAGGCCGUCCGUGAGGUCUACAACAGCGGGGGCAGCCGGGAGAGUGGGUACAAGCAGCUGCCUGGUCGGGGGUGCGUGUCUCCAGACGAGGCCGGAAUGAUGCGAGUUCACCACCACCGCCCCCUGCAGGCCGAUCAGCGUAAGAGCAAGUCCCUGAACGGGUUGCAGCUGGACAGCACUGUGAGUGGGGAUAGUGGCCCCGGACAUCUCUCUGACCACCUAAGGGGCCACGGGGCCCACCAACACCCCAAGCUGGAGAGGCAGUCCAGUAAUAAAUAUCACCCACGCAGCAGCAAGAGCCAGAGCAGCAACAACAGCCCCAUCAGCCCCCCGCAGCAAAAGGCAGAGCCAGAGAGACAGAUAGCAGCCACUGAAGAGCUACAUAACCACCACAACAAGGACUCUGGGAGCCUACCCUGGGGGGAGGAGCCAAGAUGGAAGGCUGAGGGGAAUAACCACACCCCCUUCAGUGAGAGGAGCCGGAAACAGGAGAAGGGAGGAUUCAGAAGCUCCUUCAAGAAGCUCUUCAAGAAAAAGUCGGGGGGAGGAGAGAAAGACAAGGACAAAGAUAAGACAGAAAGKCAGAACUCCAGUGAGCAAGAGGCAGUCAAUACCCCAGGAGUUGCCCACCUAGGCAUCGACCGUGGGACUGCUGUGUGAAGUGUGACUAGAACCACACUACAAAUUAAGUGGUCUGAGAAAGGUUUCAAAUAGGUGCCUUGAUAACGCACACACACACUUCUAAGCAAAAUUAUAGGCUUUAUAGACACACAUACACAAUGCAAUAUGAAACAUGCUGGAAGACCAAAUCAGACUGACGUACUCCUUUCUUAUAUAACUACUGUAAAAAUACUGUAUAGGUUAAGUAUUUGUUUUUGAAUUAGUACUAGUUUUUCCAUUUUAGAGGUCUCAAUAUCCAUGGAGAUAAUAUAUUUUGUAUAAUACUGUAUACUCAUGAACUGAAAUAAUGUAGGUAAAGAUCUAUAUUUGCCAUCAAGAUGAUUGGAAUAAAUAUCUCCCCCUCAAACCAAAAUGUUGAUUUUUAAUGUGAAGUUAUUUUUUGAAUUUUUAUAAAUGAAAUUGUGACAAGACAAAUUAAACAAAAUAAGAAAAGUCCACGUUGUAAUCAAUAUUCUCUAUACCACAUGUUAACCAACCAAUAAUGUAUUUCUGAAAAAUCAUAUUGCCUGCUUAGCAAUUACUUCCCUUUAAAAAAUAUAGGUACUUAUCUACAAUGCUUGCAAACCAUAAAAUGUGAAACAGAUUCAACAUUUCCAUCAUAUUUCUGUACGACAGACACAACAGCCUUCAGUUCCUUCUUUUAAUSUGUUAACCAGUUUCAUAAAUCUGUCACACAUUUGAAACAAAAUAUAGGCAAUUAUACAGUAUGUAAAACCAACCGAUUUUAUUUUACAGUAUAUACAUGUAAUAAUGUGCAUUGCAAUAUGAAAAUGGUAAUGCAGCAUAAAGGAAGAACUAGUUUGUCCAUAAUCAUUACACAUGUUUACUGUGCAAAUUAAAACCAACAUGAAUUUUGUAGUGUUUUGACUUUUUUCCUUCUACACAACUCGUUUCCUUUUGUU